AUUUUAUAAAAAUAUCUGAUAAAAAGUCAAGUAUGUAUUGGCAAAUUGUAUAUAUGAAUAAUACACUUGGAGAAGAAUCAAUACGGAGAUCGAAUAGUGGGAAGGGGAGAAAGGACGAAUUGAAAAGUGAAAAAGAACGUUCGUGCGUAUAAUAAUCGGAAUAUUGUUCGUUCGUUCGUUCGUUCACAUUGUGAAAGAGGUGAUGCCUUUGAAUCCUAAUGACCAGACCAUUUUAUAUAUUUCGUGUCGCGUGUGUGAGUUGUCGUCGUUUGUUGGAUUGUUGUUGUUGUUGUCGUCGUCAUCGUCGUCGUUGUUGUCGUCGUCCUCCUUCUCCUCCUGUUCUUCUUCUUCUUCAUCGUUGUUACAGCAGCACGGUGAAGUGCGCGUGUGUUGUACAUCGAUCGAAUCGCGACGCGUGCACUUGUAACGAGUUUUUAACGUCGCUGUUUUAAGAGUGAUACACCAAGAGACCACCCCCACCUUUUAAUUCAUAUAAUAAUAAUAACGACCAACAACAACGCACCGAAGAGAAUUUUUUCCUAGCGAGUAGUAAUUGCCACGAGUAUAUUAUCGAAAUAUACGAGUCCGACGACUUUCACCCCCGUAUUUGAUACGACACAACGAGCGAUUUGAAAAUGGGUUGUUUUGGGAGCAAGGAUAAGUUGAGUAAAGAGGAUAUGGAAUUUCUGAAGUCACGCACGCGAUAUGACGAAAUCACAAUCAAGGAAUGGUACAAAGGAUUCAAACAAGACUGUCCUAACGGCAGAUUAACGCCAGCAAAAUUCGUGGACAUGUAUAAAACGUUCUUUCCGUCUGGCCAUGCGGAAGAAUUUUGCGACCACGUAUUCCGCACAUUCGACAUGGAUAAAAACGGUUAUAUCGACUUUAAGGAAUUUCUCUUAGCCAUCGAUGUUACGUCCUGCGGUACACCGGAAGAAAAACUUAAGUGGGCAUUCCGGAUGUACGACGUUGAUGGAAAUGGCGUUAUUGAUAUUCAAGAGAUGACUAAGAUCGUUCAAGCGAUAUACGAUAUGCUCGGAGCAUGUUCGAGCAACAGGCCAGCGGACAGCGCCGAAGAAAGAACUAAGAAUAUAUUUGCUAAAAUGGAUGAAAAUCAUGACGGGCAAUUGACGCAAGAAGAAUUUCUUAAGGGUUGUCUUCAAGACGAAGAAUUGUCCAAAAUGUUGGCUCCUUAAUCUGACUGGCCAAAUUUCUCAGAAAAUACAUUGACAGACGUCUUGACCGAUUUUUAAGACGGAUUUCUGAAAUAAUGAAAUAAUUAUUACCGUCAUUAUUGUUACGAUCUCUGUCGUUGCUGCUGCUGUUGCCGCUGUUGCCGCCGCUACUAUUAUCAACACCAACGCGAUCGCCAUCUCAACGGAACACUAUUAUUAAAUUAUCGAAACCACCACGACCAUCACUUAAUACCAUCACCAACACCACCACCACCACCACCACCACUACCACCUUCACAGUUGCCACCGUUUUAUUAUCACUUGUCGCCACUGCAACGUCUUCUACGCUUCGCAGCAAUUCCGUCUUUUUAUGAGAUUAUGUGACCAGAUAUAACGAUGACUAUGACUUGACGACGACGACGACGACGACGACGAAUGAUUUAUAUUUCUUGAUAACACGAAAAAAAGUAAUGACACGAACGAUCGCACCGGUGGUGGUAUAGCAUCAUCGUCAAGAGCGACCGAUAACUUACGAACAAUUUUUAAUUCGAACUUAAUCCACGCGCACGCGGAUAGGAAAUUAAAAUAUUUAAAAAAAGAAAACAGAAAAGAAAUGAUAAAGUUGAAAAAUAAUUUGUGAGAUUAAGGCUUACACGAAUAACAGAAACUACUUAUAUGCUGCGAGUGUAUUUUCAUGACUUUACUUCGAGUUUAAUCUUUUUCAAGUCAAUCGCGUUAUUUAAUAAUGCGAGAUUUGUCGUUUGAUUAUUCAGAUUUUGUUCUCACUCGAAUCUGUGAACCAGCAAAUAAUUCGAUUACUUUAUCGAAUAGAUUGCGAAUCGAUUCAUCAAAACGCACGCAAUAAAAAUUCGUUGCGAUAUACUCCCAUAAUAAUAAUAAUCGUUUGAAUUUGUUAUAUUACCGAAUUAAAUCGCUAAAUAAAUUUCACUGGACCGAAAAGAUUUUUAAAAAGCUGUCAAGUAUCGUCGCGGUGACCGCGCCAAUGUGGUCCAAGUUAAUGAAGAAAGGAUUUAUUAAUUACAUCUUGUAUGUAAUUAAUGUACUUAGUCCUAAAUUUUAGCGGCUUAUCGAACGAUCCAAAUCUUUAAGAAUUAGGAAAAUGAACAUCGAAAACACACUCGACCGAUUGCGAGUUCAACAAUCGUUAAUAUUCGCAUCGCUUUUUAUGCAAAUAAUGAAAGGAUAUUGAUUUCUUUUAUUUUUUUUUUUUUUUAAUUUCAAUGUUAGGAAAGGCCAAGCCAUUGAAACUAACAUAACAUGCUCUUCACAAUAAAUAAACGAAUCAGAUGAAUUCUUCCAAACGAUCUUUUUGUUUCCAUCUGAGAAACGCGUCGUUUGAAAUCAAGCCAAAAUAAUGAAGAUAAAAAGAUUUGAAAAUUCGUCGAUUCUCUAACUGUUAUUAUUUUCGAACGAAUAUUAUUGCCAUAUAUGCAUUUUUCUUAUUUCUACACGAAAAUUUUGAUGGAAAAAAAAAAAAAAUCAUCGACGUGCAUAUUUAAUAGUAAUCGCGUGCACGCGUUACCAAACAAUUUCUUUUUUUUUCCCUUUUUCUUUUUAAUAUCUCUUUAUCGUGUAUUCCUACGUCAUUCUUUUUAUUUUACGAACAUCAAUAACUUCGAAAAAAUAAUAUCGCGAACGAGUAGUAAUUAUUAACAAAUGAUUCGAAUAUAUAUUUCAAUAUUUCGGAUAUUAUUUUAGCUAUAUACUUCCUUAUCAAAAGUAAAGGAGUAAACGAACAGAAAACAAAACCAAAAAAGAAGUAGAAAAAAAAAAUAUAAAGGAAAAAAAGAAAAAAA
Messenger RNA from Polistes canadensis, 2992 nucleotides. Its product is annotated as neuronal calcium sensor 2. The coding region runs from base 636 to 1196 and encodes 186 amino acids. The transcript is spliced from 6 exons. NCBI's taxonomy places the organism in Eukaryota, Metazoa, Arthropoda, Insecta, Hymenoptera, Vespidae. Gene Ontology annotation, molecular function: calcium ion binding. The record is from RefSeq and is a predicted model, not a curated record.